Messenger RNA from Ostertagia ostertagi, 474 nucleotides. NCBI's taxonomy places the organism in Eukaryota, Metazoa, Nematoda, Chromadorea, Rhabditida, Trichostrongylidae. The record is from the annotation of a GenBank genome assembly.
GUUAAAUACUGGUGCGGCAGAAAAGCCGCUUUUGGUAACAGCUACGCAUCGUUCAUAUAUGGAGUAAAUAUUGUUGGAUAUAUAGUGACAUUCUUUCUGAUUUCUGCUUCUUAUUUCAAAUCGCGAUUUUGGAUGGAUUCAAAAAUGUCGAAAAUACAACAGGCGAAGAUCAGGUAUCAGUUGAUAAUUUCUGUGUUAUCAAUCAUUCUCAUCUCUAUACCUAAUGGACUAUCUUUGUUCGCACAAUAUAUAACAGCGGUGGCUGAUGCAGUAGCUAAACCGUCAACGUAUUUGAUAUGUGUGAACUCCUCCAUCAACAUUUUCGUCUAUUUGGCUCUCUAUGAUGAAUUUCGAAUGGAAUUCAAAAGGUGUAUUCUACGAAAAGCACCGAAGGCUAGCAGUAUCACAACACUCAGAAUACGUUUCAGCUCUGAGUGGGCUCAGAUGGAACGACAGUAUGCUCAAGCUGUGUAG